GAUACCCAGCAAGCCAUCAAAGCACUAUAUACAUGCACUUCUUCUCUAGCUGCACUUGACUCAACAACGCAGCACAAACUAGCCCAAUAAUGGCCGGAGGAGGUGACGAUGAACUCAAGCUGCUGGGGGCGUGGGCGAGCCCAUUCGUCCUGCGGGUGAAGCUCGCGCUCAGCUUCAAGGGCCUGAGCUACGAGAACGUGGAGGAGGACCUCUCCGGCAGCAAGAGCGAGCUGCUCCUCGAGUCCAACCCGGUGCACAAGAAGGUGCCCGUGCUCCUCCACAACGGCAAGCCUGUGUGCGAGUCGCAGAUCAUCGUGCAGUACAUCGACGAGGCCUUCGCCGGCACUGGUGGCCCGUCCCUUCUCCCUGCCGACCCGCACCAGCGCGCCGUGGCUCGCUUCUGGGGUGCCUACAUUGACGACAAGCUCCUAGCCUCGUGGCUGCAAUCGGCAAGGGCCAAGACGCAGGAGGAAAAGGCCGACGCGCUGAAGCAGGCGCUCGCCGCGGCCGAGAACCUGGAGGCGGCCUUCACGGAGAUCUCCGAGGGCAAGCCCUUCUUCGGUGGUGACAGCGUCGGGUACCUGGACGUCACGCUGGGAGCGCUGGUCGCGUGGGUGCACGCCGCCGAGAAGCUAAACGGGAUGAGGAUCUUCGACGCCACGAGGACCCCGCGGCUGAGCGCGUUCGUGGAGCGGUUCGGCGCGCUCGGAGCGGCCAAGGCGGUGCUGCCCGACGUCGACGGCCUCGUCGAAUACGCCAAACAGAGGCAGGCCGACGCGGCAGCUGCAGCCUCGGACAGCUAAAAAAAUGGCACCGCGAGUUUACCGACGUACGGCAGUCAGUGCUGGACGAAGCAAGAUAUGGGUAUUCUGCAUAUACUAUUCAGCUGCUGUCGUGUGUAUUAGCUGGUUGUUACUAGGUGUGACAAAGAAAAUAAAAAUGGAUGCGCCGGCUUUCGUUUUGUAUUGUACGUCUGGUGUGUACCGUGUGUCUUAUUAGGUCGGAAAUUGCCGCAUAUCGGCAUGCCUAGUGUAACCAGAUCAUGCAGUCUGGUUUGCUUUAUAUUCACCAAAGUAAGUAAUCUGAAUAAUUUUCUUGAGACUGUAGCUCUUCUAUAUUAAUGAAUAAAAAAUAGUUAAUUUUUCUUA
Messenger RNA from Zea mays, 1148 nucleotides. Its product is annotated as probable glutathione S-transferase GSTU6. Gene Ontology annotation, molecular function: glutathione transferase activity. The coding region runs from base 90 to 803 and encodes 237 amino acids. The transcript is spliced from 2 exons. NCBI's taxonomy places the organism in Eukaryota, Viridiplantae, Streptophyta, Magnoliopsida, Poales, Poaceae. Gene Ontology annotation, biological process: glutathione metabolic process. Gene Ontology annotation, cellular component: cytoplasm. The record is from RefSeq and is a predicted model, not a curated record.